Trichechus manatus latirostris (Florida manatee) is the source of this 454-nucleotide messenger RNA. RefSeq names its product C-X-C motif chemokine ligand 9 (gene CXCL9). Lineage: Eukaryota; Metazoa; Chordata; Mammalia; Sirenia; Trichechidae. Gene Ontology annotation, molecular function: chemokine activity. Gene Ontology annotation, biological process: immune response; chemotaxis; defense response. The record is from RefSeq and is a predicted model, not a curated record. Gene Ontology annotation, cellular component: extracellular region. The transcript is spliced from 4 exons. The coding region runs from base 74 to 454 and encodes 126 amino acids.
CACGUUCUCUAAAGAAUCUCUGAAGCUUGAAGUUCAAUACAGGAGUGACUCAGUAAACCUCCAUCCCACCACUAUGAAGAAAAGCGGUGUUCCUGUUCUCUUGGGCAUCAUCUUCCUGGUUCUGACUGGAGUUCAAGGAAUCCCGAUAAUGAAGAACAGACGCUGCUUAUGCAUUGAAAUUAACCAAGAGAAGAUCCAAUCACAGUCCUUAAUAGACCUUCAACAAUUUGCCCCAAGCCCUUCCUGUGAGAAAACUGAAAUCAUUGCUACAUUGAAGAAUGGGGAUCAAACGUGCCUAAACCCAGAUUUACCAGAUGUGAAAAAAUUGAUGAAAGACUGGGAGAAACAGGUCAGCCAAAAGAAAAAGCAAAAGAAAGGGAGAAAACAUCAAAAAAUCAAGAAAGAUGAAAAAGUUAGAAAAUCUGAACGUCCUCAUCAAAAGAAGACUACAUAA